CGCGCCGCUCAUUCCUUUACGUUCGUCGUUUGAGAGGUGCGGUACGCGCGGAGUAAUCCGUCACAAUCGGCGAUAUAACGUAGCCGAAAGCGAUUCAAAAUGACUGAGACUCUACAGCUAAGGGGCACGCUUCGAGGCCACAACGGAUGGGUCACGCAAAUCGCGACGAAUCCGAAAUAUCCGGACAUGAUAUUGUCUUCUUCACGUGAUAAGACUCUGAUCGUAUGGAAAUUGACGCGUGACGAAGCUAACUAUGGUAUCCCACAGAAGCGUCUCUACGGUCAUUCGCACUUCAUAAGCGACGUAGUUCUCUCGUCCGAUGGCAACUACGCUCUGUCCGGGUCGUGGGACAAGACGUUGCGUCUUUGGGAUUUGGCGGCAGGUCGCACGACCAGAAGAUUCGAGGACCAUACCAAGGACGUUUUGAGCGUUGCUUUCUCCGUGGAUAAUCGUCAGAUUGUCUCCGGUUCGCGGGACAAGACGAUUAAAUUGUGGAAUACGUUGGCCGAGUGCAAAUACACCAUUCAGGAUGACGGACACACUGACUGGGUCAGCUGUGUGCGCUUCUCUCCGAACCAUGCGAACCCCAUCAUCGUCUCCGCGGGUUGGGAUCGCGUUGUCAAGGUCUGGAACUUGACGAACUGCAGAUUGAAGAUCAAUCAUAGCGGUCAUACGGGAUAUCUGAAUACCGUUACGGUAUCACCUGAUGGAUCACUUUGCGCAUCUGGUGGAAAGGAUUGCAAAGCUAUGUUGUGGGAUCUGAACGACGGAAAGCAUCUCCAUACUUUGGACCACAAUGACAUCAUUACCGCGUUAUGCUUCAGCCCUAAUCGUUACUGGCUGUGCGCCGCGUUUGGACCGUGGAUCAAAAUCUGGGAUCUCGAGACCAAGGAAAUGGUCGAGGAACUAAAACCCGAGGUCGUAUCUGCGACGAGUAAGGCGGAGCCUCCGCUCUGUCUGUCUCUCGCGUGGUCCACCGACGGUCAGACACUGUUCGCUGGAUACUCCGAUAAUACUAUUCGUGUCUGGCAAGUUUCUGUAUCUAGCAGAUAAGCACUUUGUAAUAAAAAAUUAAAAUCCGGUUCUCAACCUAAUCAUUUA
This is a messenger RNA of Temnothorax curvispinosus, 1101 nucleotides long. RefSeq names its product guanine nucleotide-binding protein subunit beta-like protein. Gene Ontology annotation, molecular function: translation regulator activity; protein kinase C binding; ribosome binding. The transcript is spliced from 5 exons. Bases 100 to 1053 code for a protein of 317 amino acids. NCBI's taxonomy places the organism in Eukaryota, Metazoa, Arthropoda, Insecta, Hymenoptera, Formicidae. Gene Ontology annotation, biological process: rescue of stalled cytosolic ribosome; positive regulation of protein phosphorylation. The record is from RefSeq and is a predicted model, not a curated record. Gene Ontology annotation, cellular component: cytosol; nucleus.